This is a messenger RNA of Elaeis guineensis (African oil palm), 1528 nucleotides long. RefSeq names its product anthocyanidin 3-O-glucosyltransferase 7. NCBI's taxonomy places the organism in Eukaryota, Viridiplantae, Streptophyta, Magnoliopsida, Arecales, Arecaceae. Gene Ontology annotation, molecular function: UDP-glucosyltransferase activity. The record is from RefSeq and is a predicted model, not a curated record.
CCCCACUCUGAGGUGCGCCCCCGAUCAUUUCCGUGCGCCACCGUCCGCCAUGGGCUCCACCGCGAACCCGCACGUUGUGUUUCUCGCCUUCCCCUUCGGGUCCCACGCCGCCGUGCUCUUCACCGUUGCCCGGGCACUUGCCACCGACGCCGCCCCGCCCGGCACCACGUUCUCCUUCCUCAGCACUGCUCGGUCCAUCGCCUCUCUCCCCACGGCGCAGCCGCCGGCUAACAUCCGGUUCUACGCGGUGGGUGACGGGCUUCCGGAGGGGGCCGAGGCGCCGCCCACGAACAUCGAGGAGCAGAUCGAGAUGUUCAUGGGGGCGGCGCCGGAGAACCUUCGGGUGGGAGUGGAGGCGGCGGUGGUGGGGAGUGGCGGGGCCGUGGUGAGCUGCGUUGUGAGCGAUGCGUUCCUGUGGGUGGCGGCAGAGGUGGCAGCGAAGGCCGGGGUGCUGUGGAUCCCGGUCUGGACCGCCGCUGCCAUGGCCCUCUACGCCCACCUCCACACCGAUUUGCUGCGCCGCGAGAUCGGAGUUGGCCAGGAGGCCAUCCCUGCCCGGGCGGACGACCUCCUCCACUUCAUCCCGGGCCUCUCCGCCGUCCGCGUCCGCGACCUCCCCGAAGGCAUCGUCUCCGGCGACCACGAGGGCCGCUUUUCCCUUCUCCUUCACCGCAUGGCCCAGCAGCUCCCCCGCGCCGCCGCAGUCGCCACCAACACGUUCGACGGCGUCGACCCGCUAAUCGACGCCGAUCUCCCGGCCAAGCUACCCAACCCCCUCUCCAUCGGCCCCCUCCACCUCCUUGCCCCUCGCCCGGCCGUGCCCGACCACUAUCAUUGCCUCUCCUGGCUCGACCGCCACGCGGCCGCCACCGUGGUCUACGUCAGUUUCGGCACCGUCGCCUCCGCCCCGCCCGGUGAACUCGCCGAACUGGCGGACGGCCUGGAGGCGAGCGGGGUCCCGUUCCUCUGGUCUUUGAAGGAGGCAGCGAGGGAGCUCCUGCCGCCAGGGUUCUUGGACCGCACCAAGGAGAGGGGCCUGGUGGUGAGCUGGGCCCCGCAGGUGGAGGUGCUGGGACACGCGGCAGUGGGGGCGUUCGUGACGCACGCCGGGUGGCUAUCGGUGCUCGAGGGGAUCACCAGCGGGGUGGUGAUGGUGUGCAGGCCCUUCUUCGGGGACCACAUGAUGGUGGCGAGGGCCGUGUCGCACGUGUGGCGGGUCGGGAUGGCGUUCGAAGGCGGGGCGGUGACGAAGGAGGGGCUGAUGAACGCUUUGGAGGUCGUGUUGAAGGGGGACGAAGGGAAGAGGAUGAGGAAGAGGGUGGGUGAGCUUAAGGCCGUGGCAGUGCAGGCGUUUGAACCCGGGGGCAGCUCCAAGGAGAAUUUCUACAAGCUUUUGAAGAUCAUAACUACAAAAAUGCUUUAGUAACUCAUCAGUGUUGCUGCUUUGAAUUGGUGUGGUUAAGUCCCGUGGCGUUGCUCCAAUAAUUAUUAAAAGUUAACUUAUGGUGAAAUAUUUUUUUAUUGGAUA